Messenger RNA from Lepidothrix coronata (blue-crowned manakin), 1411 nucleotides. RefSeq names its product ankyrin repeat domain 66 (gene ANKRD66). The transcript is spliced from 4 exons. Gene Ontology annotation, molecular function: protein binding. NCBI's taxonomy places the organism in Eukaryota, Metazoa, Chordata, Aves, Passeriformes, Pipridae. The coding region runs from base 600 to 1148 and encodes 182 amino acids. The record is from RefSeq and is a predicted model, not a curated record.
CACUUCCAGGGAUGGGGCAGCCACAGCUUCUCUGGGCAACCUGUGCCAGGGCUUCACCACUUUCACAGCCAAGAAUUUCUUCCUAACAUCUAAUCUAAAUUUCUCCUCCUUUAGUUUAAGUCCAUUCCCCCUUGCCCUAUCACUAUCUGCCCAUCACUUUUUCUGUAAGUUUCAUUCUUCUUAUUAUUAUCCCUUAUUAUUUUUUGCGCCAAAGAACAUCAGAGGAGAUACUUGCACAGUCAUUUCUGUUGUUGCAAUAAAAUGCUACCAGUAACAGAUCUGCAGCAUUGGCAAGGGAGGAGCCAGUUUCCAUGGUUAGUGAGCACAACAGACCCAUGGCAAAUGUUCACUGUGAGCUGGAUUUUAGCAGCAACUCCCUUCAGAAAGGCUUUAGGUACAAGUCCUUUAUAUAAGUCCUUUAUAUAAAGGGUUGCACUUGGCUCCAGAUUUCCAUGACUACAGACCAAAUGUCACUAUCAGUCUGUGAUCACCGGUGCUGCUUGAUCUAUUAAAACAGCCCUGAGAGGAGCUGAUACAUCAGUGAACAUCCACCAAACACCUGUUGCUCUGUUACCAGGCGCCUUUCUGAAGGGUGCAGCAUGACAGAGCUCCACGAAGCCGUGGCUUUGGGGGACUACGACCUGGUGGAAAAGAUUUUGAAGGCAGGACGCUGCGACCCAAACCACAAGGACGUCGACUGGCACGACAGGACCCCACUGCACUGGGCUGCUGCCAAAGGGCGGUCGGAUCUGGUCAAGCUCCUCGUGGAUCACGGCGCCCGGCAUUGCCUGCGGAGCGACGUGGGCUGGACUCCGGCUCACUUUGCCGCCGAGUCGGGGAGGCUGAGGGUGCUCCGCACCCUCCAUUCCCUGCACGCCGCCAUGGAUGCAGCCGACCUCUUUGGCGACACUCCCAAGAGGCUUGCGGAAAUCUACGGUCACCAGGACUGCUCCAAGUUCUUGGAGAAGGCAGAGGUGGAGAGCAGAAACUACCGCACGACAGCUGCAAUGAAAGGAAUCCCAUUAGACCAGAGAGAUGAAGACUGGGAACAAAAGAAAGAGGAGCUUGGGAGAAACCCACCAUGUUUUUGGAAGAACUGCACAACCUCUACUCCAAAGAAAAACGGGGGAAAAAAGGGGAAGCAGUAGUUUGUCCUGUCUGUUUGGUGCCUCUGAGCAUGUGAAAUGCAGAGCAAAGGCACUGGCAGAUCUCAGGUGAAUCUGCAGGGUGAUAUACACGUGAAUGGGGGAAGCAAAUGCCCACAAGGAUGUGUCCUUGAGAUAUACUGCAAACAACGUCCUUAACAGGGAAGAGUUAGAAGGGCUUCUGUCUUUCUGUGUGUCUCUAUGUAUCAGAUUUCAAAUAUCAAAAAACUGCAGAAUAUGUUUAAAUAUACCAAUACUCUAAAUCA